AUGUCUGGCUUACGAUCCACGAGCAGCGAUGCCCCCGUGCAGCCGCAGUACAAGGUGAAAUUCAUCGGAAACACGGCGGACGGCGGGCACACAACAUAUAUCAUCCAGGUGUCCCACGUGGACGGGUCUUCCUGGAACCUGCAGAGGCGCUACCGCGCCCUGCGUGAGCUGCACGAUGAGCUGAAGCUCCGCUACGGGGAGAACCUGCCGCACUUUCCGGCUAAGCGCUUCUUCGGAAACAACGACCCGGCCUUCAUCGCCUCGCGACAGGUGGCGCUGGAGCAGUACAUCACCGGUGUGCUGGCGAUUGAGCCAGAGGUGAAGACUCCAGUCUUGCGCAAGUUCCUCGGAGGCCCGAUGCCAUCCCCGGAGCAAAGUCCUUCCCGGCAUGAGCGAGAGAUCAUGGAGGGUCUCGAAGCCAAGCUGCUGAACUUUGCACUGCCUCCGACCCCGAUCGACGAAGCGGAGAUGGCCGAAAGGAAGAAGAAGUAUAAGGACAGCAUGAGGCUGAGCGUCAUGGCCCAGCCAGUGGACCCCGUGAUCCUGAGAGAUCUUGGCCUCGACGAGGAUCCGGCGCCCGCCUUGUGCAAAUCAGCCGGCUCCUCAGGCUAUGCCGAUUGGAGCUACCAGAUGGUGCACCAGCCUUUAUGGUACCUCAUUCCCGAGUUCCAUUAG
Molecule: messenger RNA, 675 nt
Organism: Symbiodinium natans
Lineage: Eukaryota; Dinophyceae; Suessiales; Symbiodiniaceae
Source: the annotation of a GenBank genome assembly